Bipolaris oryzae ATCC 44560 is the source of this 981-nucleotide messenger RNA. RefSeq lists its product as uncharacterized. The record is from RefSeq and is a predicted model, not a curated record. Gene Ontology annotation, molecular function: protein serine/threonine kinase activity. Bases 1 to 981 code for a protein of 326 amino acids. The transcript has 2 exons. Lineage: Eukaryota; Fungi; Ascomycota; Dothideomycetes; Pleosporales; Pleosporaceae. Gene Ontology annotation, biological process: protein phosphorylation; positive regulation of Ras protein signal transduction.
AUGUCCCUCCACGCCACCCCAGCCUACUCAUCCCGCAUAACAAAACCAAGACGAAAAUCCGGACUCGCAGCCCUAGGACUGAAACGCAAGACAUCCUCGCCUUCGGCCGAAACCCCAAGACAACUCUCCUUACCAUCUGAACCCUCAACCUACAACGACGCCCAACCCCACUCCCUACUGACAGACGCCAACCUGUGCGAUAUUCCCCAAACCAUAACUUCCAUUCACACCCACACAUUCUCACCCCUCCCCACAUCCCCUUCCCUCUCCUCAACCCUCACAUCCCGUAUCCUCAACCACCGCCGUCUCCUCCCACCCUUUAUAUCACUCGCACACUUACACGCCGUAUCCGCCUCUGCAACCAGCGCAGACCGCGAGAUAUCUGCGCUGGCAAAUUCCGGCGUACUGCGACGUAUCGUGGUGCCAGAUCGCGGUGUGUCAGUGAAAGAAGGCGUAGUGCUAGUAGAAGAGUGGAAAAGACGUGUAGUCGAGAAUAGCGAUAUACCCGAAUUCCUAAAAGAAAAAUACAUCACCUCCCUCACUUCAUCCCCAACCUCAACCCCAGACUUCACCCCAAGAGACCGCAAAAUACUCCUCUCAACAGGCUUCCUGGUAUGCAACGCCACCGCCCAAUCUACUCCUUACACGCUAUCCCUCCCAAACAUGGGACUAUACAUCAAACUGGUAUCCGACGCGCAAACCCACCUGCUCAAGCUGCUCAGACAAAACGCACACGGUACGAUGCCGCUGUGCGAUGUAGCCGAGCGCUGGAACGGCGGCGUGGUGGAUGAGGGCCAUGUACGGGCUGAGCGCAACAAGGUGCGAGGGGAGUUUCAGGGCGUGUUGCCGGGGCGCACGAAGAGGUGGAAGCAGUUUUAUGGGAUGAGGGUCGAGUGGGUGGUGGAAGAGUGUGUUGGGGCGGGGUUGGUGGAGGUGUUUGAGACGGGGAGUGUGGGGAAGGGGGUCAGGGUUGUGGGAUAG